This is a messenger RNA of Botrytis sinoallii, 1875 nucleotides long. RefSeq lists its product as uncharacterized. The record is from RefSeq and is a predicted model, not a curated record. Gene Ontology annotation, cellular component: membrane. Gene Ontology annotation, molecular function: manganese ion transmembrane transporter activity; cadmium ion transmembrane transporter activity. Gene Ontology annotation, biological process: iron ion transport; intracellular manganese ion homeostasis. Bases 1 to 1875 code for a protein of 624 amino acids. The transcript has 4 exons. Lineage: Eukaryota; Fungi; Ascomycota; Leotiomycetes; Helotiales; Sclerotiniaceae.
AUGAAUUGUCCUUCGAGAACAGAUGAGCCGUUGGAAGGUGAUGGAUAUAAUCAGAAUCCAAACGCCUUGGCAAAUGAUCUCACCACCCGAGAGGAUUUGAACGGUCGAGCAAACGGAAGAGCAUUGAGGAGAAGUUUGGAGGAUGAAGGCGUAGAGUCAAUUCAUGAUCUGGUAGAGGAUACUGGAGAUGGGAAGGCGACGGGGAGUGCGAAGGGUGUUGGAGGGGGGGCUGGGGGUGAUAGGGGUGGUGGGGAUGGAGGGAGAGGCGGUGGAGACGGGAAGAGUGGUCACGUGGUUGAACCUUCUGUUGAAACUCUCGAUAUCCGAGAUCAAUCGAGAGGUAGAAGGGGAGCAGGCUAUGGAAGAAAUUGUCUCCAUGUCUCGAGAGAACAACUCGUGAAAAUGAAGCAGGUCAUGGUCAAAUUUGCAAAAUUCGUGGGUCCGGGCUUCAUGGUUGCGGUGGCAUAUAUUGAUCCGGGAAAUUAUGCGACGGAUGUGGCUGCAGGUGCAACUUAUCGAUUUAAGUUGUUGUUUAUUGUGUUGAUGUCAAAUAUCUUUGCCAUCUUUUUGCAAAGUCUUUGUAUCAAGUUGGGUACUGUUAGUGGAUUGAAUUUGGCGGAGGCCUGUAGAGCUUUCUUGCCAAAAUGGAUGAAUUAUGCCUUGUAUAUUUUGGCUGAGGGUGCAAUUAUCGCUACAGAUAUUGCAGAGGUGAUUGGUACAGCUAUUGCUAUCAAUCUUCUGAUACCUCAGAUACCCUUGGUUGCUGGUUGUGCUUUGUCGAUUCUCGAUGUUUUGAUUCUUCUUGUAUUUUAUCCUGGAAAUGGUGAAAUGAAGAGAUUGAGAUAUUUUGAAAUAUUUGUGGCGGCAUUGGUAUUGGGUGUUGUUGUUUGCUUUUGCAUUCAAUUGUCCCUCAUCAAAGAUACUUCAGUAGGGGAGGUUUUCAAGGGAUACUUGCCUUCCAAAGCAAUUGUAGAACAAAAGGGACUCUACCAAGCAUGUGGUAUUUUAGGAGCAACUGUCAUGCCUCACAGUCUCUAUCUAGGAAGUGGCAUUGUCCAACCACGACUCCUCGCUUAUGACAAGGACAAUAAUAUUGUCAAAAAAGAUUUUGAUCUGGGUACCAAGGAACCAUACUACCCCUCUCUUCCCGCCAUCAAAUUCUGUCUCAAAUACUCCUACGCCGAGCUAGCAAUUUGUCUCUUCACUUUCGCCCUCUUUGUCAAUUCCGCGAUUCUCAUCGUAGCCGGAUCAGCCCUCUAUAAUAACCCUGCGGCUCCAGAGGCUGAUCUUUUCGGUAUUUAUGAUUUACUCGUGUCGAGUAUUUCGAAAGGUGCUGGAACCAUUUUUGCUCUCGCUCUAUUAUUAUCGGGUACGAGUGCUGGCAUUGUUUGUACCAUCGCCGGACAAAUGGUUUCAGAAGGUGCAUUAAAUUGGACUAUCAGACCAUGGUUACGACGUCUUAUAACGAGAAGUCUGAGUAUCACACCUAGUAUUAUCAUUGCCGGAGCUGUUGGUCGUGAAGGUCUAUCAGCUGCUUUGAACGCUAGUCAAGUAGCUCUUAGUAUUGUUCUUCCAUUUGUUACGGCACCGCUUAUCUAUUUCACGUGUCGUAAUAGAUAUAUGACGGUGAGAUGUCAGGGGAGACGAGCCGCGUUCGGAAAUGAUGAUGAGAAUGUGAGGGGAAAUGGAGAUGCAACGUUGGAGACGGAAAGUGUGUAUGAGCAUGAAGGCGCGGGGUUGGGGGUCGAAACGGGCGAGGGAACGAAAAUGAGAAACCAUUGGAUUACGGCGGCGGUGGCAGGAGUUAUUUGGACAAUUAUGGCGGCGAUGAAUGUGGCUAAUUUGGUGUUGCUUGGGAAGGGUGAUGGGGUGUGA